Bactrocera dorsalis (oriental fruit fly) is the source of this 7796-nucleotide messenger RNA. RefSeq lists its product as uncharacterized. Gene Ontology annotation, biological process: toll-like receptor signaling pathway; innate immune response. The record is from RefSeq and is a predicted model, not a curated record. Gene Ontology annotation, molecular function: protein binding; transmembrane signaling receptor activity. Gene Ontology annotation, cellular component: membrane. Lineage: Eukaryota; Metazoa; Arthropoda; Insecta; Diptera; Tephritidae.
AUGCGUGAGCUGAAUAAAGUAAUACUAGUCUAUAACACUGACCUUGCUGCAGAACCAACGGAAUAUAUUGCUCGAUGCAACAAUGUUCUUCACCUUCAAUUGAUUAUUAAAUCAAAUCGUAAUGAAAUCCAGGAAGAAGAUAUUAUAAGCAUACCAACUGACAUACUUUAUAAGCAUAAUCAACUGGAAACACUUACGCUUAGCGUACAAGGUCUAACAAACCAGUACUUAUCGCUGCAAAACUUGACGCAAACAUUCUUUAAAAACUUCACUGCGCUCAGACAGCUUGACUUAGCCGGAAAUAAUAUAAAAAUGUUGGACGCAAAUAUCUUCGCAGCACUAACAAAAUUGAAUUGUCUGAAUUUGAGCCGUAAUGAAAUCCGUGAAUUGCCCGAAAGUCUGUUUGCAAAUCAGCGUGAACUUCUCAUACUGGAUCUGAGUCACAAUUCAUUGAUAUAUUUAACGCCACAUCUUUUCGAUCAAACUCCUUGGCUAUGGCAGUUGAAACUUGGUGGCAAUCAACUGCACGACACCACAAAUAUUAUGGAAAAUCUGAAACCGUUGCAUUAUCUUCAUAGGCUAGACGUAAGCCAAAACCAACUGCAAACUAUUUGGAGCACCGAGACUGCCGUCAAUAGAACGCCAAGUUUACUGACAAAUUUUCUAUACAGCUAUAAGGGCAUGACUUUGGAUUUAGCUGACGGACUUAAAUAUAUUAUCAAGGUGCAACCAGAAAUUUACGAAGGUGGCAAGAUUAACUCAACAGUAAUCAAUUUAAGUGGCAAUCGUCUGCGCGAAAUCACUUUGGAUUGGCUUGUAGCAGCGAGCAUUUCAUGCCCUUUUGAAAUAAACCUAGAGCACAAUCUGAUUGAAAACAUUUUUGCUUUACAAAAUUUCUUCAGUGCAACUGCCGAUUGCGCUCCCGAAAUCAAAAUGACCGGUAAUCCGAUCGUGUGCGAUUGUAAAUUUGCUUGGGUUUACAGUGAAAACUAUCGUUCGCUGUUCAAUGGUUUGCAGUGCAUUCAGACGUCAACCAAACUAGUAAAAGAUCUGGCGCAGCUGGAACGUAAAGAACUGUGUGCUUGGAAACCAGUAAUGUGCCCCAGCGAAUGCAAUUGUUACACACAAUUUGAAUUCCUGCACAUCAGUUGCAAGGGUGCGCAACAUAUCGAACAGCUCCCACGUCCCGAGCAAGUUGGGCUCAAGAGCUCGGUACUCGAUAUUAGCAAUAACAAUUAUAUUGUAUUGCCGCUAAACACCACUUUCGGCUAUGGUAACGUUUCGCAACUCAACGCGUCGUCCAAUAAAAUCACAAGCAUAAAUAUCAGUCAACUGCCAACCAAUUUGACGGUUUUGGAUCUACGAAAUAAUCGCUUAAAUUCCUUAAAUGAUGAAUUUUUACGUACAUAUCUCAAUGAGAGUACAAAACUACAAUUUCUCUAUCUAAGUGAAAAUCCUUGGUUUUGCGACUGUUCCACGCUGCAACUGCUGCACACCAUACGAACACAUCGGACACGCAUACCUGAUGCCGACCAAUUACUCUGUGUUAAUCUGCCGAACGAUACAUUCCUAAUUGCAAAUAUGAGAGAAUUGUGCCCAGCUUCUGUUAAUGUUGAAUAUUAUCAGGACUUGAAUACAACUCUCAUUAGUGUAUUGUUAACCAUUAUUAUUUCACUUGGCAUUAUCGCACUCUUCUAUAAAUAUAAAUUAGAAGUGAAAGUCUGGUUAUAUAAUCACAACAUAUUGAGAUCAUGCAUUCGCGAAUGUGAGCUGGAUAAGCAUAAAAUAUUCGAUGCCUUUAUUUCAUAUCUCACCAGGAUGCAGACUUCGUCAACCAUACAUUACUGCCGCAACUCGAACAGUGCGAACCACCAUUUCGUGCAUGCACGCACGAACGCAAUUGGCUGGCUGGCGCUUAUAUACCUGAACAAAUCAUGGAAUCGGUGGAACAGUCGCGUCGGACAAUCAUUGUGCUCUCGCAGCACUUCAUCGAGUCGGAUUGGGCGCGCAUGGAGUUUCGCACAGCGCAUCAUGAUAAAUUGCAAGAAAUUUAUUCACGAAAUCUAUAAGAAUUACAAAGUACGGGAAAUUCUAAUAAUAAUGGAUGAGUUGCAUAAAGUAACACUAGUCUAUAACUCCGAUCUUACUGCAGAACUAAAAGGAUUCAUUGCUCCAACCGAGUAUGUGGUUCACCUUCAAUUGAUUAUUAAAUCAAAUCGUAAUGAAAUCCGAGAAGCAGAUAUUAUAAGCAUACACACUGAUAAAUUUCUUCAGCUGAACCUACUGGAAACACUUACGCUUAGAGUACAAGGUCUAAGAAAUCAGUACUUAUCGCUGCAAAACGUGACGCAAACAUACUUUAAAAAUUUCACUGCGCUCAGACAGCUUGCCUUAGCCGGGAAUAAUAUGAGAACGUUGGAUGCAAAUAUCUUUGCAGCGCUAACGCAAUUGAAUUGUCUGAAUUUGAGCCGUAAUGAAAUCCGGGAAUUACCCGAAAGUCUGUUUGCAUAUCAGCGUCAACUUCUCGUACUGGAUCUGAGUCACAAUUUAUUGGAAUAUUUACCGCCACACCUUUUCGAUGACACUCCUUGGCUAUGGCAGUUGAUACUUGGUGGCAAUCAACUGCACGACACCACAAAUAUUAUGGAAACUCUGAAACCACUGCGUUAUCUACAUAGGCUAGAUGUGAGCCAGAAUCACCUGCAAACUAUUUGGAGCACUGAGACUGCCUUCAAUAGAACGCUAAGGCUAUUGACAAAUUUUCUAUACAGAUAUAAGGGCAUGACUUUGGAUUUAGCUGACGGUCUUAAAUAUAUUAUCAAGGUGCAACCAGAAAUUUACGAAGGUGGCAAGAUUAACUCAACAGUAAUCAAUUUAAGUGGCAAUCGUCUGCGCGAAUUCGCUUUGGAUUGGCUUGUAGCAGCGAACAUUUCAUGCCCUUUUGAAAUAAACCUAGAGCACAAUCGGAUUGAAAACAUUUUUGCUUUACAAAAUUUCUUCAAUGCAGCUGCCGAUUGUGCACCCGAAAUCAAAAUAACUGCUAAUCCGAUCCUGUGCGAUUGUAAAUUUGCUUGGAUUUACAGUGAAAACUAUCUUUCGCUGUUUAAUGGUGCACAGUGCGUUCAGACGUCAACCAAACUAGUAAAAGAUCUCGCGCAGUUGGAACAUAAAGAACUGUGUGCUUGGGAACCAGUAAUGUGUCCCACCGAAUGCAAUUGUUACACACAAAUUGAAUUCCUGCACAUCAGUUGCAAGGGUGCGCAACAUAUCGAACAGCUCCCACGUCCCGAGCAAGUUGGGCUCAAGAGUUCGGUACUCGAUAUUAGCAAUAACAAUUUCAUUGUAUUGCCGUUAAACACCACCUUCGGCUAUGGUAACGUCUCACAACUCAACGCGUCGUACAAUAAAAUCACGAGCAUAAAUAUCAAUCAACUGCCAACCAAUUUGACGGUUUUGGAUCUACGAAAUAAUCGCUUAAAAUCUCUAAAUGAUGAAUUUUUACGUACAUACCUCAAUGAUAGCACAAAACUACAAUUUCUCUAUCUAAGUGAAAAUCCUUGGUUUUGCAACUGUUCCACACUGCAACUGCUGUACACCAUACGAACCCAUCGGAAACGCAUACCCGAUGCCAACCAGUUACUCUGUGUUAAUCAGCCGAACGAUACACUCCUAAUAUCAAAUGAUGCAGACUUCGUCAACCAUACAUUGCUGCCGCAACUCGAACAGUGCGAACCACCAUUUCGUGUAUGCACGCACGAACGCAAUUGGCUGGCUGGCGCUUAUAUACCUGAACAAAUCAUCGAAUCGGUGGAACAGUCGCGUCGGACGAUCAUUGUGCUCUCGCAGCACUUCAUCGAGUCGGAUUGGGCGCGCAUGGAGUUUCGCACAGCGCAUCAGUGCUCGUUGAACGAGGGUCGUGCGCGCAUAAUAAUGAUUAAAUAUGGAGAAAUCUCGAAAAGUGAGUUACUGGAUAGAGAACUAAAGGCAUAUUUGGAUAUGAAUACAUAUCUGGAUUGGCAAGACGUCAGAUUUUGGGACAAAUUACGUUACGCCAUGCCACAUAAGCUGGGUGUAGAGAGGAAUACCGAUAUGCUAAAAAUUAACGGCAGAAUAUAUGUUAUGGGACAAGUUGAGAAGAAUCGUUUGGGUGACGAAAUUAAUAUGAACAAACUAAAAGUACGCAAUUUGUGUGUAAUAAUCGCCUACAUACUAAGUCAACUGAUCAUAAACAACAAAUUUCUGUUGGUGCACACUACCGAAGUGAAGUUAACCAAAACUUCUGUUGAACCAUUCUUCACUUUACCCCCCGAUUGCUAUAACGAUGAGGAGACUAAUUGUGAUUGUUCUGGAGAAAGCGAUUGUAAUUGUAAUAUUGACGACGGACUCAAUUCUAUUUACAUCGACUUUUCUUUAAACUCGCUGAAACUUUUGGUAUAUUGUACCAUGGCCACAGAAACUGAUAUCAAUUUUCUACUCGAGCCCAAAUUUCAGCCAACUUUCCGGUAUUUCGAUGUGUGUAAUUGCGAGAAUUUUAUACACGGAACCAAUAUGAAUGGCAAAGUGCGGGCAAUUCUUAUAAAAAUACAUGAGAUGAAAAAAGUAAUACUAGUCUACAACACUGACUUUGCUGCAGAACCAAUGGAAUAUUAUGGUCCAAUCAUGAAUGUUCUUCACCUUCAAUUGAUUAUUAAAUCGAAUCGUAAUAAAAUCCGGGAAACAGAUAUUAUAAUCAUACCAAAUGACAAUCUUUAUAAGCAGAAUUUUCUGGAAACGUUUACGCUUAGCGUACAAGGCCUAAGAAACCAGUACAUAUCGCUGCAAAACUUGUCGCAAACAUUCUUUAAAAACUUCACUGCGCUCAGACAGCUUGACUUAGCCGGCAAUAAUAUGAGAAUGCUGGAGGCCAACAUCUUUACAGCGCAAACAAAAUUGAAUAGUCUGAACUUGAGCCGUAAUGAAAUUCGUGAAUUGCCCGAAAAUCUGUUUGCAUAUCAGCGGAGACUUUUCAUACUGGAUCUGAGUCAUAAUUCAUUGACAUAUCUAACGCCACACCUUUUCGAUCACACUCCUUUGCUAUGGCAGUUGAAACUUGGUGGCAAUCAAGUGCACGACACCACAAAAAUUAUGGAAAAUCUGAAACCGUUGCAUUAUCUACAUAGGCUAGACUUAAGCCAGAAUCACCUGCAAACUAUUUGGAGCACCGAGACUGCCGUCAAUAGAAAGCCAAGGCUACUGACAAAUUUUCUAUACAGCUAUAAAGGCAUGACUUUGGCUUUAGCCGACGGUCUUAAUUAUAUUAGCAAGUUGCAACCAGAAAAUUACGAAGGUGGCGAGAUUAAUUUGACAGUAAUCAAUUUAAGUGGCAACCGUUUGCGCGAAUUUACUUUUGAUUGGCUUGUAGCAGCGAACAUUUCAUGCCCUUUUGAAAUAAACCUAGAGCACAAUCUGAUUGAAAACAUUUUUGCUUUACAAAAUUUCUUCAGUGCAACUGCUGAUUGUGUGCCCGAAAUCAAAAUAUCUGGUAAUCCGAUCGUGUGUGAUUGUAAAUUUGCUUGGAUUUACAGUGAAAACUAUCGUUCGCUUUUCAAUGGUGCACAGUGCGUUCAGACGUCAACCAAACUAGUAAAGGAUCUCGCGCAGUUGGAACGUAAAGAACUGUGUGCUUGGGAACCAGUAAUGUGCCCCAGCGAAUGCAAUUGUUACACACAAUUUGAAUUUCUGCACAUCAUUUGCAAGGGUGCGCAGCAUAUCGAAGAGCUCCCUCGCCCCGAGCAAGUUGGGCUCAAGAGUUCGGUACUCGAUAUAAGCAAUAACAAUUUCAUUGCAUUGCCGCUAAACACCACCUUCGGCUAUGGUAACGUUUCACAACUCAACGCGUCGUACAAUAAAAUCACGAGCAUAAAUAUCAGUCAACUGCCAACCAAUUUGACGGUUUUGGAUCUACGAAAUAAUCGCUUAAAUUCUUUAAAUGAUGAAUUUUUGCGGACAUACCUCAAUGACAGCACAAAACUACAGUUGCUCUAUCUAAGUGAAAAUCCUUGGUUUUGCAAUUGUUCCACACUGCAACUGUUGUACACCAUACGUACCCAUCGAAACCGCUUACCUGAUGCCGACCAGUUACUCUGUGUUAAUAAGCCGAACGAUACACUCCUAAUAGAAAGUGUGGGAGAAUUGUGUUCAACUCCUGUCACUGUUGAAUAUUAUCAGGACUUGAAUACAACUCUGAUUGGUGUAGGGUUAACCAUUAUUAUUUUUCUUUGCAUUAUAUCACUUUUCUAUAAAUAUAAAUUAGAAGUGGAAGUCUGGUUAUAUAAUCACAACAUAUUGAGAUGUUGCAUUCGCGAAUGUGAGCUGGAUAAGCAUAAAACAUUCGAUGCGUUUAUUUCAUAUGCACACCAGGAUGCAGACUUCGUCAACCAUACAUUGCUGCCGCGACUCGAACAGUGCGAACCACCAUUUCGUGUAUGCACGCACGAACGCAAUUGGCUGGCUGGUGCUUAUAUACCUGAACAAAUCAUCGAAUCGGUGGAACAGUCGCGUCGCACGAUCAUUGUGGUCUCACAGCACUUCAUCGAGUCGGAUUGGGCACGCAUGGAGUUUCGCACAGCGCAUCAGUGCUCGCUGAACGAAGGUCGCGCGCGCAUAAUAAUGAUUAAAUAUGGAGAAAUCUCGACAAGUGAGUUACUGGAUAGAGAACUAAAGGCAUAUUUGGAUAUGAAUACAUAUCUGGAUUGGCAAGACGUAAGAUUUUGGGACAAAUUACGCUACGCCAUGCCACAUAAAGUGGGUGUAGAGAGGAAUUCCGAUAUGCUAAAAAUUAACGGCAGAAUGUAUGUUAUGGGACAAGUUGAGAUGAAUCGUUUGGCUGACGACAUUGUUUAAAUUUGUCACUGUUGGUUUGUGGUCUAGCAAUUGGUUGCAGAAUGUUAUUACGUGAAAUUCCGAUUCUACUGUGACACAAAGAGUUAUUCAAAAUAUUGCUACUAAGAGAAUGGUGAUAAUCUUGGCCAACCCGCUUAACCAGCAGUGUUGAUCGCACAAACUCUUCAAUUCCAUUUUAUUAUAUUUCAAGUAACUAUUUAAUCAAUUUUCCUGUAAAAUUAAUUAAAAAUUACACAAUGAUAUCUGUUUAUAUAUACAAAAAUAAUUUACUUAUGUAAAUACUUAAACAAGAAAGAAAGCGUAAGUUCUCGAAAGGUGCAAUGCUUAAAUGCACUGAGGAUUGCUACUGUCAGGUGCUGAAAAAAUUUUACCUUGUCGGUAAGGAUUCUUGGUGUAUUCGCGCUCAGGAAAUUUGAUAUGUAUAUUACAAUUAUUAAAGGGCGUGGCCACGUCCAUUUUUUCAAAAAUUUUUGCUUGCAGAUGUCUACUGCUACUGCGAUACCCUUUACUAGAUUAUAGUUUUAUAUCUUAAUUUACUGCAUGUUUAUGGCAGUUUAUAGUAUUUCGGUUAAUGGCGAUUUGUGGACGUGGCGACUUAAUACUAUGUAGGCACUACUGCAAGAGUAUAAUAAUCUUAUUCGAAAAGGUUAAGUCUAGGAAAGUUUAGAGAAAUUUAUGUAUGCUGACGUCUAAACAGUUUAAUAGUUCGUGGAAAUUGCGUGUCUUAAGUCUAUUGAGCGUUGCCAUUAGUUUAACAUUUUAGUUCUAAAUAUUAAAAUCUGGUUGUUUGAACAGUUUUUGAAAUUUUUUUUGAAACCCUUUAUGUUACCAAUAAAUAUUCAAAUCUGUUAAAAGAGUUGCCAUCCAUUAAGUAUUAAAUAUUGUAGAAGUAUUGUGUAAUUGAAAAAAGUUAA